Molecule: messenger RNA, 8189 nt
Organism: Xenopus tropicalis (tropical clawed frog)
Lineage: Eukaryota; Metazoa; Chordata; Amphibia; Anura; Pipidae
Gene: ebf1
Product: EBF family member 1
Exons: 17
Coding region: 754-2568 (604 amino acids)
Biological process (GO): regulation of DNA-templated transcription
Cellular component (GO): nucleus
Molecular function (GO): DNA-binding transcription factor activity; DNA binding
Source: RefSeq, a predicted model, not a curated record
CCCUAUGGGGCUAGUGGGCGCCUGUGUGUGGGUUUGGGGACACAAGCGCUGUUUGGAGACAAGAGAGCAGAGUGGGGGAGAGAGUUGGCAUGGUUAUACCUAUGCUGUGCCCUAGCUGAGCGCUCUGCCCAGAGGAAACCAUAUAAGUACCCGAUGUGCCCAACCCCAAGGGGGCAAGAGAGGCAGUAGCAUGCUGGUACUGGGCUGGCACCGCUGACCAGGAGAAUAGGAACAUUAACCUGUGUGACCUGUGCCCUGGAGUAUUGCUAGUCCUAAAUCCAUGCACUACAGGGAGUAUCCAGGCGGCGCCCCUUGGGGUCUCUUACUGUCCCCCCCACUGUGAGGAACAGCAUCCCUCCUCGGCUUCCCAGGAAUCUCAGCAACAGCCGGAGAUCCUUCCCUCAUAAGCAGCCUGCAUCCCUCUCUACUGCUACUGGGAUCCGCUGCUCUCCGGGCUUGGGAGGCUUUCCCCGCCGCUAGCCCUGCCGCUGCCCCCCAGGCUUGGGGAAAGGGGGCCCUGUGUGUGCGGGAGAGACCGACAGGGUGCGGGAGAGACCGACAGGGUGCGGGACCCACAGGGCUGGGAGACACAGAGAGGGUGCGGGACCCACAGAGAGGGUGCGGGACCCACAGGGCUGGGAGACACAGAGAGGGUGCGGGACCCACAGGGCUGGGAGACACAGAGAGGGUGCGGGACCCACAGGGCUGGGAGACACAGAGAGGGUGCGGGACCCACCGGACCAGGCUGUGUUCAUGUUUGGGAUUCAGGAAAGCAUCCAGAGGAGCGGGACUAGCAUGAAGGAGGAGCCCCUGAGCGGCGGGAUGAACGCAGUCCGGACUUGGAUGCAAGGAGCCGGGGUGCUGGAUGCAAACACGGCCGCUCAGAGUGGUGUGGGUUUAGCCCGGGCACACUUUGAGAAGCAGCCGCCGUCCAACCUCCGAAAGUCCAACUUCUUCCACUUUGUCCUGGCCCUGUAUGACCGGCAAGGGCAGCCGGUGGAGAUUGAGAGGACGGCUUUUGUGGGCUUCGUAGAGAAAGACAAGGAAACCAGCAGUGAAAAGACUAAUAAUGGGAUCCAUUACCGCUUGCAGCUUCUCUAUAGCAAUGGGAUAAGGACAGAACAGGAUUUCUAUGUUCGCUUGAUUGACUCCAUGACAAAGCAGCCUAUUGUAUAUGAAGGACAAGACAAGAAUCCCGAAAUGUGCAGAGUUUUGCUCACCCACGAAAUCAUGUGCAGUCGCUGCUGUGACAAGAAAAGCUGUGGGAACAGGAAUGAAACCCCCUCUGAUCCAGUGAUCAUCGACAGGUUCUUCCUGAAAUUCUUUCUGAAGUGUAACCAAAACUGUUUGAAGAAUGCUGGCAACCCACGGGACAUGCGCAGGUUUCAAGUCGUCGUAUCCACAACCAUUAACGUCGAUGGGCACGUGCUGGCAGUGUCAGAUAAUAUGUUUGUCCACAACAACUCAAAGCAUGGAAGGAGGGCGCGCCGGCUAGAUCCUUCAGAUGGGACCCCUUCGUACCUAGAACAUGCAGCUACACCAUGUAUCAAAGCCAUCAGUCCGAGUGAAGGAUGGACCACAGGAGGCGCCACUGUCAUUGUCAUAGGAGACAAUUUCUUUGAUGGGUUACAAGUCAUAUUUGGCACUAUGCUGGUGUGGAGCGAGUUAAUCACACCGCACGCUAUCCGCGUUCAGACACCUCCCCGACACAUCCCCGGCGUUGUGGAAGUAACAUUGUCUUACAAAUCCAAGCAGUUCUGCAAAGGGACACCUGGAAGGUUCAUAUACACAGCCUUAAAUGAGCCAACCAUUGACUAUGGGUUCCAGAGGCUGCAAAAAGUCAUCCCAAGGCACCCAGGAGACCCAGAGAGGCUACCCAAGGAGGUGAUUCUAAAGCGUGCCGCAGACCUAGUGGAAGCCCUGUACGGAAUGCCACACAACAAUCAGGAAAUAAUACUGAAGCGAGCAGCGGAUAUUGCCGAAGCCUUGUAUAGCGUCCCACGGAACCAUAGCCAGCUUCCUGCCCUCACAAACUCUUCAGUGCACCCAGGCAUGAUGGGUGUCAAUUCGUUCAGCGGACAGUUAGCGGUAAAUGUAUCGGAGCCAUCACAAGUCACCAACCAGGGUUUCUCUCGCAACACAAGCAGCGUAUCCCCUCACAGUUAUGCGCCAAGCACCACACCUCAACAGACCAACUAUAGCUCAGUUACCACCAGCAUGAACGGCUAUGGGAAUACAGCCAUGUCCAACCUUGCCGGAUCCCCCAGCUUCCUCAACGGCUCAGCUGCCAACUCCCCCUAUGCCAUAGUCCCAUCAAGUCCAACCAUGGCAUCCUCCACCAGCCUUCCCUCCAACUGCAGCAGUUCCUCUGGCAUUUUCUCCUUCUCUCCAGCCAAUAUGGUUUCAGCUGUCAAACAGAAGAGCGCCUUUGCCCCAGUGGUUAGACCACAGGCGUCCCCACCCCCAACCUGCAGCAGCUCCAGUGCCACCAGCCUGCAAGACCAGUCAUUUGUCGACAGUGGCAAGUUCCUCAGUGCAGGCUCUCUGCAGGGCUUGGCCUUCUCCUGAACUAUCUCUGGAAUGAUUGCACCUCCCAUGUGAAAAAUCAACCAUGCAUCUCACCUGGGGGUCUAUUACUGGAGGAACAUGCCUCUUACCUUUGGGAAGAUCUCUUUUUCUCUCUCUUUCUCUCUGCCCUAGAGCAACUUUUACUCAGGCCUCAGGAACCAAGAACUGCUGAUUUAGACAGUAGCAAUUGAUUAGCAAAAUACAAAAUAAACAAAAAAAAAAAAAGAAAGAAAAAUGCGUUAAAAGGUAACAUUUGGGCUACUAACUUGUGACAGAAUAUUCUUCUGGUUAUUGGACAAGAUCACUUGCAAGUGAGGAGAUAGUUUGAACAUUUCCAUAACAAUGAUUCACUCAGCCAGGAACUUGGAUGAAGAAUUCAGCAUCCUGGCCACACACACAAGUGGCACCAUGUCCGGUCACAGGAUGGCUCAUUGUUGAUAUGGCAAGUUCCCUCAGUAGAAUGGGAUGCCAAGCAGAAGCCAACUCUAGCCUUGUGAGAACAAACCAACUUUUUUUUUUUUUUUUGCAAUGUGUUUUGUAAUAUUACUUUGAAGUGAUCAAAAAUUUUCUAAGAUGCUGAUGACUGAGAUGGAGGAUCUGCGAUGGGUUUGGGACCAGGUAUCCUACACCAUGGCAGGACAUGACUUCCUCCUGCUUAUCUGUAUGCAAAGGUUAUGUGCCAUAAUCAAACCUUUGCCUCUGGAACUAAAGUCUAAAUCACCUUUCUGUACAUGUUUUUUCCUUGCAUAUCCAUAGUUUCCCUUUUUCCUCACAUUUUCUACAGGGGCGUUACCACAACCGGGGGUAACAAAUUCCAGAGCCAAAGUCAACACCAUAAGUCACUGCGCUUUUUCUCUCCUUAUUCUCUUGCUUGACCUAUCGCUUCUUCCCAGCUCCUCUCUUUGCACCACUACUUUAGCAUUCCAUCCUUCUUCCUGUUCCCUGCAACUCACUGUAAGUGCAAUUGGCUUAAACAACAUUAGCUGGUUAUUUUUUUUUGUUUGGUUUUGAAUUUAAGAUAAUGACAAAGGUAGUCACAGCUAUUUGGCUUUGGGAAUGAAAAAAAGCACAACAUUUGAUAAUGGAAGACUGUACGCCUAGUAAUAUUGAGGAAACAACUUUUUCUUUGCUCAAGGGUCAUUUUGGCUGGUGGCUUUUUGCCCAAGGGUGUAUUCUUGGCUACAGAAUGACUUGGAAAGGAAAACUACUAAUUUCUUUGCUUCCCAAAGCUACUCCUGAUUGAAAGAAGAUAUUCUCUCUAUUUAUUUCCCAUCCUAAAGCUACUCCUGAUUGGAGGGAGGUAACUCUAGCUUACACAGUUUUGAUUUUCAGAUGAAUUCAUUAGGGUUCUUUCAGGGCUUAAAUGGGCCAAAAAAUACAUUAUUUUCAAAAUCUACACCACAAAUAGUGACUCAAUUUCUUUUCUAUUUUUUAAUAAUACAGUUUUUCUAAAAAAUGAUUUUGUUUCUACUGAUCAUGCUCCCCAAUCUGAAGUCUGUUACAAUGUAACUCUUGCAAUUGAGGUGCUGCUGAGACUUCAUGGAUACUCUCUGUCUCCAUGGAGUCUCCUUUUGGAUCUGUAUCUUUAUUCCAGCCAAAAUUACUAUGACUAUUUCACUAUGUCAUAUGUUCACAUGGUGUUAACAUUACUCCAAGUCACACAACAAAAUGUAUGUAGCCUGUAUCCUCCCCAUGGAUCCACCAUGCCUAUUCCUACAACCAGGGUCACAGGAUGGUGGAAAUCCCUUGUGUGAAGUUGGGUGGGGAAAUCACAAAUCCUUACUGGGCUCAUCUGGCACCCUGGGUCCCCAUCAGCCUCCUUGGGGUCUCUUGCCCUGCAGUUAAAGCACUAGAACAGAAAAUAAAAACAGCCCAUGGCACAAAGGUCGUACAGACCCCUCCAGCAAAAAAAAGACUAAUGGACAUUCUAUUUUCCACACCCAAAUCUGUUAUCACCUUCGCUGUCGUACUCUCUCUCUCUCUCUCUCUAGUUAUAAAUAAUGUAGAAUAUUUUGUGACUUUUUUUUUGCCAAAGUUGUUUUAUUUAUACAGAAAAAAACCCCUUCCAACUUGUGUUUCUGCCAGUAGUAAGCAAGUGUAGAGCCGUGACACUGCCUUCCGCGUCACAGCGAGCAAACAAACAAAGGGACAGAAUGCCGACGUUCUCGUUUUUAAUAAGGGAUUUUGUAAAAUAUCCAUAUAAAUAAUGUAUUUAUUUCUGGAAUUUGUACAGCCCUUGACCAAUUUAUUUUAUUGUGUACGUUACAAUGUGAAAAGUGCCGAGUUUGUUCUAAUUUUCCUGUUGUUAAUGUCAUGCUUGAUGAACAAAAAAAGCUUCUUUUUCUUUCUUUUUUUUCUAUUUUAAUUUGUCCUUUUUCACACAACAUUGAAACAAAUUUCCAUUUCUUUUUUUAUGCCACCUGAAAUGACUUUUGUCUUUUUAUUCCAUUACUUGAAACACUUUUUGGUUAUGUUUUUUUUGUCUUCCACUUGGUGCAUUCACUUUUGACCAUGAAUCUCAACCUCUGCCCCAAAGAGACCUGUAACCCUCUGAAUUGAAUUUUAGAUGGUGUGGUUUGCAGAUAUUACCAGCCAAAAACACACACACAUAAAGGUCCCAUCAUCCUUUAACCCUUGGUAAUAUCUUGUAGAUCCUGGUAAUAUCUUGUAUAUAUAGGUACUUAUAAUGUACCUAUGCUCUAUUCUGAGCCGGAGCCAGUCUUUCUGGUCUACCCUCUUCGGAGUGGCCAUUGUUUGAGUUCUGGAUUCUCUGCACCCCCAUUAAUAAGUUGUUCUAGCCCAGUUUUGCUGCCCACCAAGCUAAUGGAUUAAUAUAGAGCGUUGGGCUAAAUAAUUUCCUGUGGUUAAGACCAGAGCUGUGACUUUUCCUUUUUUCCAAUCUUGUGCAGCGUAAUGAGGGACCCAGAUCUAAAAAAUACAGCAUUGUUUCAAUAUAUUUCCAUAUUUCAUCCAAUCGACAGUGAAAUUAAUUGAGCAAUUCUGUGUUAUAUUGAUCAACGCUGCAGAAUAGCUGUGAAUUCAACAAAGAAACAAAGAGAAUUUAUAAAGCAGGGACCAAUUCUUUUUUUAAUUAGUGCAAAAAGUCAUACAAUGAACAGGAAGUGAACUCUUACCAGCAAGCAAGAAGAUACAGGAAGUGAUCUCUUCGCAGCAAGCAGAGAAACAGGAAGCGAUCUCCUCUUGCAGGCAGGAAGAAAGAAAGUGAAUCCCGGCAGUGAGCAGACAAAGAAAAAAACAGAAUACAAUACUCUUUCUCUGCCCUUGAUUUAAACCAAUGGUAUGCGAUGUAUGGGUUCCAACUUCUGCCCCAUAAACAAGCAAAUAAAAGACUUUUAUAAACAAUACACGCACCAAAAAUUUGUAUGGUUGGUACGUGUGUGCAGGCUGGACGAGCCUGACAAGUAUCUAUUUUCCAUAGAUAUUGGUUUGUGAUCGGAUGUUUAAAAAUGUCAUAAGCCAAUGUGCCAUGUUAACCAGUAUAUAGUGCAUUGUUGGCCCCAAAGAAUGGAACAAUAGAAAGGCGGCCUCAAUGGGUAUGGCAACUUGAAGAGUAUGUGCCAGAGUAUGGCUGCUUUUAGCUACAGUAAAUAUUUGUCUUGGGGCCAAAUAAGAAUGCCAUUAGUAAAACUGAUGAUUCCAAUUUAACCUGAUAUCAUAAAUACUGUGUCUUUUCUAUACAGAUAUCUCCAUGAAAUUGAAAACUGUGGCCAUAUGAUAGGUCUGUUUAUAGACAUGCAUUCCAGGGCUACCAAACAUAGAGGCCACAGAGGGAGCCGGUUGAUAAUACAGUGGACAAAACAAGUCUUCCAUCUCCAAGACUAAAUUGUGCAGGGUCAUGCCCAAAGAAACUUCAUAUUGUUUUUUUCAGUUCAUAGUAGGCACCAAGGCCCUUCUGUCUAUAGUGAAACAAAAGUGAAUGCACCAAACUUAGGGUACUUUUACCAGAUGGCUCACAAGGGCUGAAUGGGGUGGGUCAUUGCCACAAAUGCAUGUUUCAUAGAAUGUGGAUGAGGGUAUUUUUAUAGACCAGUGAACAUACUUUCGUUUUCCGUUCCCCUCAAACUUUGCCGACUCCUUCCCUCCAAUAGAAACCAGCAGAUUGAAUGCCUUAACAAUGCAAGUCAUUCUCACCCACGCGUAUGUGACCCUCUGCCUCUUGCCGCAUCCAGACGAGAAAAGCAGAAAAGCACAAGAGAAUGAUGUGUUCAUAUUUAAAUGUCGAGGUACCCCCCCCACACACGGUUUUUUGUUACAAACCCAAUGUCUCAGGCAUGAAUAGGGUGAAUUUUUCUCUGCGUGUAAUUUGUGUUAAUGGAGGAAAACUGGAAAUGUGACACUUCAUUGGUAUGAAUCAAAAUGGCAGCACCUUGUGGUUAUAAGGAAGGGCGGAGAGAGCCGCAGUUGGAGACGGGGUUCCCUUGGCUAGAAAAUGCCUUGAUAAAAAUACAAGCUGAGAUACCCUGGGAUACUCUAACUUUAGCAGUGAAUCAUGUUCCACCUUCCCAAAGGUGGUUUUGUGGCCAUUUAAUUUCCAGAAUCCUCUAGGAAUCAAUAGAAUUCAUGGCAGGCAGAAAGAACGGCACCUGGUUGCACCUGUAUAGCUGCCACGAGGUACGGGGUGCAGCCAGACCCCCAAAGCAAGUCCUAUUGUGCCACUUAGUGCGCUGGCACUUGUGCCUGGGAUCUUAAUAACUGGCCUCUCUUUUGUCUCCGAUCAAAAUGGCAUUUGCAAAGGGUUAUGAAACAAUUGCCAAGGGCCAAAGAACAACAAAAAAAAGACUCCAGUUGUACAUUUUAUAGGUCAUAAGAUUUCUACCUUCUUACUUUACUUGGAAAUAGUCUUGGGGCCAGAGUUCAAAUGUAGGAAAGGAAGUUUCACCAUCAGCAUAGAAAAUGGGUUCUUUACUGUAAGGGCAGCCAAGAUUCUGGAGAUUAUCAGUAGAGUACAAUAAGGAACAACCUUAAGCACAUUGUAAACCUAAGAAUUAAUCAAUGAAUAAUUUGUGCUUUUUGCCAAGGGUAUUUUCUGGCUAACAGUGUAACUGCCCCCUAGCAACAAUACUUCUCUGUUCUUGCCUUAACAUCAGCCCUGGACACUUCAUUAUGUUUUGUCUUCCUCAUCCACAGUCCUUUGUGUUGUUUAUUCUCUGCCGGCUUUGAGGUCAGGCCACUGAAAUCUACAAGGAAAGUACUUAAGCUCAGGAGAAGGUUUAUCCUAAACCCUGCCUACGAGGAACCUUGCUCCACCCAAUACUCACGCCUCUCUGUCUCUUACCAUAUCCUGUGGUUCCAAAGACAUUCCAGUGCACGGGAGCAGUGUUUAUGGGACUGCCCAAAAUACAUUAAAGGGACUCAUUGUUGAUGUCAAAAAUCCUGUGUGGCUGAGUUCAGGGUCCUCUUUCCUCAUGCGUCCUAAAAGCAACAAGCUGAGACCUUUGCAUUUUAUUGUAUGUAUGAAUUUCACCUUUUAAAUAGGAGCACUGUACAGUUCUAAUGAACUCAUAGAGACUCUUCUAAUUUUUUUGCUAAAGAUUCAACCUGUAAAAGAAAAAACCUUUUGGACUUCCACAAUAUUUAAUUAAAGUUCCUUCCUGUCUGUG